Molecule: messenger RNA, 2040 nt
Organism: Kockovaella imperatae
Lineage: Eukaryota; Fungi; Basidiomycota; Tremellomycetes; Tremellales; Cuniculitremaceae
Exons: 3
Coding region: 250-1767 (505 amino acids)
Source: RefSeq, a predicted model, not a curated record
UCCAGCGUCCGGACCAUGGUCCACCGGACGUACUCGUCUCAGUCGUGAUCCUUUCGUGUCGAGGGGUACUUAAAACUCUGACGUGUUUCUGAAAACGUCUUUCCUUUGACCUCUAGUGAAUCGAGCUUUUUGAGCUUGGGAUUUAGGAGGAAGCUUUGACUCCACCUAUAAGUACGCUCGCCACCCUCUUUGUCGUCCGCUCUGUUACCCACUAACAACAGACUCACCCUGAACAAGCUUGGUUCCAGUAUGGCUCGCCGUCAUCGAGAUGCUUCGUCACGACAACCAACUGCACGAUUCGAUCCUUCCACCCAGGACAUCGCGGACACAUACGUCCCCAAACACCGCUCGGCGAAGGAUCAGACCAGUCAUGGCUAUAGCCCAGGACCACGGUGGUUUUCGAAUGAACGGACUUACGACGAUACCGUCAACACGGCCUCUAUGCCGCCGUACCUCCACCACGGCACUGACGUGACGGACAAACGCCCACCUACCGUAUACCCAAGCGAAGGCGGUACGACUGUAAGGCCUUCUUCGACUCUCGAUGACGCUGCCCAGAUCGACACUAUGCUCACGAUGCUCAAUGAUAUCAAGAGACAAGUUGAUUCCCCAAUCGACACGAUGACAGCAGAAAUCAACACGUUGAGACAAUCUCAAGAGGCACUUCGACAGCAACAAUUGAAAAUCCUUGAUCAAUUUACAGACGUUCAAAGGAAUCUCAAGAACUCGCUCAUCGCGAUGAGGGGAAAGGCAGACCCUAUCGGCUCGAGAAGCUGGUACCAAGGUUCCAGAUCCUCUGGCUCAAGCACUAGUUCCGGUGAUGAAAGUUGGCAUGAUGAUUACCCUGGGUAUAGGCCAACGGGGCAUCAUGUGAAUCCCUCCAUCCUCAUCACUGAGAGGACAACACCGGAAGAAACCAAGCCUCAAUGGACCAAGAUCAGUGUGCCUGCUGAAGGGAUGCAGGAACGUAUCAGUCUUGUUCGUGUGAACGACGGACCGUGGAAGGAACAACUCGAGAUAUGGGUCCGGUCCGACGAUCCCGAUAUUACCAUUACACUUCGACUUGAAGAUCCUUCUUCAGACGACCAAGAGCUUGGAGGCAGGACGAAAGCGUCUCGAAAGGAGGCUCAUUCGCCGUACCCUACCAGAAGCGUCCGCUUCUCCGGCAAUGUCAAACACCCGCAGUCGUCCCCAAGUGAAUGGUCAGAUGAACAAGAUGCAAAGACGUGCCGCGAUACCGCUUGUCGAACCCCCGGAUGUACCGGCCGCAACGACUCUACAGUGGACACCAGACUUAGGACCCCCGGUCGGUCUCGAAGCGGUAGUCCUGUAGAGUCGUCCCGUGCUCGCAACAGAAAGGCUCCUUAUGACGGACAGGACACCCCUCUUGGAAAAGGGCUGGCUGAUACCAAUUUGAGUGAUGUCACCAUUGAAGGCGGCACCAAACGCAAGCGACGUCCUUUGGUGAACCGACGGGACGUUGAAGCAAAGUACGACUCCUCAACGUUGCCUGAUACUCAAUCACCCUCGUACAUCUCACGAAUCAACAACACUGCCAUCAAGACGAGCGAUUCCGAGCCCCACAGGUCCACGAGACGACGACGUGGGAGAGAUAUAACGAUGUCGACACAGGCCUGCACGCUCCUCCACGAGCAACGAGCAAACCAGUCAUGCUGCCUCGACGCAUGGCCGCGACCAAGUGGCACACGACAAACGUCGUUGGGGGCGAAUGGAAACACCCGACAACAGGACAGAUGCACCCGAUGACAGGCAUGCCAGCCGCGCCUCGAAGCCUUACCAUCACAGCGGCCUCAACACCUCGAGCAGCACCCAUUCCUCCAGCAUCAUGCGAUCCGGUGGAUGGGGCAGCACGUCUAUGCCCCUCAGAAAUGACCCGCUCAAUGUGACUGCCUCGCUUGUUGGGGCGGCGUACUGAGUUCAUCCUGUAUACCUUUCCUCUUGAUAUGGAGCCACGUCACUUUGAGCGACCCAACUUGGAUUAUCCUGAACGCACGCGCAUGCAUACCCGUCCCAGAGCAG